ACCCAGCUCACAGACGUCUCUUGUUUCCUGUUUGAAGUUCUUCUGACUUGUUGUGUGAAAAGUUGAUCAAAAGUGUUUUACUGCUGUUGAGUCCUGAAUAAUGAAGUAAAUGAUCUCCUCUGUAGACCUGAGCGCUCUGCUGUUCUGCUCAUCAACCCAAGGUCAGUGACAUCUGUUCUCCAGCUGUUGUUCUGACACGUUCACAUCAAAGUCAACAAAACAAGCAGCUUCAGAUUAUCAUGAGUUAAUCCUCCAUCAGACACGAGGGAUUAAUGUCAGAUGGAGCGCCUCCAUGCUGUGGGUGGUUGCUAGCUAGCUCACAGAGGCUAACGCCCUCGUCUGCUAAAGUUAACGAAGAAUCAGCACCAGCGUCGCUGUUGUUCACGCGCUCUGACACUUCCUGUUGGCUCUGAUGAGGCGCGCAGGAGAAACAGGUCAAUACUGAGGUAGACAACAUAACCAGUCCAAUGGUUUCAUUCUGGCUGAGUUCACCGACGACAGCAGGUGGGCGAGUGAGUGGAAAGAGAAAAACAAUCAAACAACUCAAACAUGUUUAAAGGUCAACUUCACUAAGAAAACCAUUUUAAUGAUUAUUUCUGAUUAUCAUCGAUCACUUUGAGUUCAUCAUGCAGGCUGAACAUGAAAAUAGUCUCCUACACCUGCAGUAGUUGUCUAACCCACUGUGCCUUACGCCCCGGUGUCGGUACAGGAUCGGCUCGGGGUCCUUCGACUGCCGAUGACGUCAAAGUACGGCAAACCCACUUGGACAAAAUACACUACACAUCUAUACUGUUGGAAAGAAUUUAGCAGUUUCGUUAUUAAAAUAAUGUUUCUUAAGACGUAAGUUUGUGUUUAUAAUGGUAUUUGUAAAAUAAAACACUAUAUUGUAUUCAUAAUGUUGAACUCCUCUUUGAGCACAUCCCUUGAAGGAUCAUGGGUAUUAGCAACACCUGUGAAAUUGUAUUUGCAAGAAAGAAGUGUGUCCUGUUUAUUGAAGUAUUUGUGUUGAGUUUUUGACGUCUUGUCCAUGCGUAGUUCAGUUACGCUCAUAGCUGCUAGCCAAAACUCUGGAGUUAAAAGUUUUCUGGCUUUACUAAAAUACCUGUCUGUACUUAUUUGAUUGAUGGUGGUUUUACUUUCUAUUAGACUCCAAAUGGAAUCAUUUGGCACGUUUCUAAUUCAUAAUUUGUAAUAAUGUAAUUGGUGAUAUUAGCAUUAGCAUUCCUAUGGGUUUUUCCAUGUAUAUUAGCAUUGCGCUAACUACUCGCUGCCAAAUUGCAGCCUUUGAAAUUAGAAAAUCUCCUUUUGUCACAUCGCAACUUAAUUGCACAUGCAGUUAAUCGUUCAGCCCUAAUAUACAUGCAGCUCUAUGCUAAAAGUGUAUUUUCAAAGAGGUAAUGAUGGAUUUCUUUGUAAAAGUUGUCCAUCUUUCCAACAGAAAGAUUUGCCUGGACCAACGUAACGUGAUACCAACGUAACGUGAUACCAACGUAACGUGAUAACAACGUAACGUGAUAACAACGUAACGUGAUACCAACGUAACGUGAUACCAACGUAACGUGAUAACAACAUAACGUGAUACCAAUGUAACGUGAUACCAACGUAACGUGAUAACAACGUAACGUGAUACCAAUGUAACGUGAUACCAACGUAACGUGAUACCAAUGUAACGUGAUAACAACGUAACGUGAUAACAACGUAACGUGAUAACAACGUAACGUGAUAACAACGUAACGUGAUAACAACGUAACGUGAUACCAACGUAACGUGAUAACAACGUAACGUGAUACCAAUGUAACGUGAUACCAACGUAACGUGAUAACAACAUAACGUGAUAACAACGUAACGUGAUAACAACGUAACGUGAUAACAACGUAACGUGAUAACAACGUAACGUGAUAACAACGUAACGUGAUAACAACGUAACGUGAUAACAACGUAACGUGAUAACAACGUAACGUGAUAACAACGUAACGUGAUACCAACGUAACGUGAUAACAACGUAACGUGAUACCAACGUAACGUGAUAACAACGUAACGUGAUAACAACGUAACGUGAUAACAACGUAACGUGAUAACAACGUAACGUGAUACCAAUGUAACGUGAUACCAACGUAACGUGAUAACAACGUAACGUGAUAACAACGUAAUGUGAUAACAACGUUACGUGAUAACAACGUAACGUGAUAACAACGUAACGUGAUACCAACGUAACGUGAUAACAACGUAACGUGAUACCAACGUAACGUGAUAACAACGUAACGUGAUAACAACGUAACGUGAUAACAACGUAACGUGAUAACAACGUAACGUGAUACCAAUGUAACGUGAUACCAACGUAACGUGAUAACAACGUAACGUGAUAACAACGUAAUGUGAUAACAACGUUACGUGAUAACAACGUAACGUGAUAACAACGUAACGUGAUAACAACGUAACGUGAUACCAACGUAACGUGAUACCAACGUAACGUGAUAACAACGUAAUGUGAUAACAACGUAACAUGAUACCAACGUAACGUGAUACCAACGUAACGUGAUACCAACGUAACGUGAUAACAACGUAACGUGAUUACGUAAGGUUCAUGUUCAGCCAAUCAACUACUUUGACGUCAUCGGCAGUCGAAGGACCCCGAGCCGAUCUUGCACCCGAGCAGAUCUUGUACCGACACGGCUCACACAUAAAUUGCACUUCAAUUUAAAUGAAAAGUAAUGAUGGGCGUUUCGACCACGCCAGUCACGUACUUUAAGAUUUAUCAGCUAGUAAAGGUUUGUAGUUAGCGUGACUACAAGUCAGACGUCGGCACGCCGCACGUAAGACGUCACCAGAUAAUUGCCUGAUUGUCCUCAAACCGCUCAUGCAGCUGACUUCUACGUCCUCAGACAGGCGCACCAGAGCUUUUUUUCCCCAGAGUACGACUUACAAGGCGCUCGUUCCUACUGGAGCCCUCUGCAGAUGAAUUAAAAAUAUGACUUUUAAACAGAAAAGUAAUGAAAUUCGUGUUUGAUGGUUUUUGUGAUGUUGACUCUUAAACAUGAGUCUGAUGUCAUGAAGUCUGAAGAGUCACCUUCACUUCCUGGUGGAGCAGGCGAGGAUCAAACAUGGCUGAACUGAGCAGCAGCUAAUGAUGGAGGAGCAUGUGGAGAACCCAUAAGCAGCCUGGCCCCUCCUCCUUCAUGUGCACGUCACAGCCUGGCUCCGCCUCCUGGUGAUCAAACCCAAAUCUGCUUCUGUAGAGAAACUAACUUUUGAGUACAAACACACUAACAGGUUCUUGCAUGUUUCCAUGGUUACCAGUUCAUCUGACUGUGAAUCCCAGAAGAUCUCAGCUGUUAGAGGAAGAGCGCGUGUCCCUGACCUGUGAGGAUGAGGACAAGUCUGCACGAUGGACUCUGAGGAGGCGCACCACAACAGGACACGUGUCCCAGUGUGGAGACGGAUGGGGGAGAUGGAAGGAUUCUGUUUGUGUCAACAGCAUGGCUCUGAAGCGGGACAGUGGCGUGUACUGGUGCGAGGGAGUGGGCGGGGCAUCCAGCAGCAGCAUCAACCUGACUGUCACAGGGGGACCAGUGGUCCUGCAGAGUCCUGUCCUCCCUUUGAUGGAGGGACAUGAUGUCACUCUCAGCUGUCAGUCAAAGACCCCUCCCUCCAGCCUCACAGCUGACUUCUAUAGAGAUGAUGUCAUCAUAGGGAGCCAGCCUACUGGUCACAUGACCCUCCAGCGAGUCAGCAGGUCUGAUGAAGGCCUCUACAGGUGUGAGAUCAGGGGUCAUGGAGGGUCUCCAUCCAGCUGGCUCUCUGUCACAGGACACCCUACUACAGAAGCCCCGCCCACCUCUGAAGCUCCUCCCACCUCUGAAGCCCCACCCACCUCUGAAGCCCCUCCCACCUCCGAAGCUCCUCCCCUUCACCUAACCAACCUACAGCUUGGACUUCACUUAGCCUACCACCUGAUUGUGAUCAGUCCUUACAUCGUCUCCACUCUGCUCAUGGCGUCGGUGUAUCGACAGAAGAAAACAGCAGGAAGUGACCCGGCCACUCUUUCUGAAGAGGGACUGGAUGCUGUUUGUGACGUCACCACAGAGCAUCACUUCUGACCUGAACACGGGGUGAAUGAGGACAUGUUCCAGUCGGACUCUCCGAGAAGGAUAAAGAUGAUUUCUAAUGACGGGAGUUCAUCAUCAGCUCGUAUUUAUCUGGUUUCUGUUGCUCAUGUCUAGAAUCCAGCAGAGUGGAAUAAAAAGAGUGUUCUAAUAUUUA
This is a messenger RNA of Nothobranchius furzeri (turquoise killifish), 4260 nucleotides long. NCBI's taxonomy places the organism in Eukaryota, Metazoa, Chordata, Actinopteri, Cyprinodontiformes, Nothobranchiidae. The record is from RefSeq and is a predicted model, not a curated record.